Messenger RNA from Mobula hypostoma (lesser devil ray), 10135 nucleotides. RefSeq names its product hyaluronan and proteoglycan link protein 1-like. The coding region runs from base 1802 to 2872 and encodes 356 amino acids. Gene Ontology annotation, biological process: central nervous system development; cell adhesion; positive regulation of neuroblast proliferation. Gene Ontology annotation, molecular function: hyaluronic acid binding. The transcript has 5 exons. NCBI's taxonomy places the organism in Eukaryota, Metazoa, Chordata, Chondrichthyes, Myliobatiformes, Myliobatidae. Gene Ontology annotation, cellular component: perineuronal net; synapse. The record is from RefSeq and is a predicted model, not a curated record.
UUCUUCAGGAGAGCGAGUAACGUUUCCCUCUGCAAAGGUCCACAUAUGAAGCGGAGAUUCCUCCAAGGAUGCGCUGGAGCACAUUGUCGGUGAUGUAACCCCGGGGUCAUCGGGCGUUUCGAGCUUUCAACAUCAGACCCCCACAUCCCGGCGACCCAGCCAGGGUUCAUCCAUCAGGCCCUGGCUUGUGUCCCAGCGGUACUGGUCCACGGGUCACACCUCUUGAUCCAUCGCCAUCUGGAGACUCGCUCAGCAGCCACAGUGGCCGUCCUUUUGGCUCCACUCAUUGCAGCCCUCGAAAUGCCAGGGGAAGAAUAAUUUAUGUACAGCCAGCAAAUUCUCUACACCUCACCUCUCUCGGCUCACAACGUGACCCCCACCACCCCUGUUUCUGGCACUGCUCUACCAGCUCCUGGUAUUUGGCAUAAAAUUACACAUUGCAAUGUCACGCUAAUACUCCGAAAUACUUUAACGGCCGGGGUUAGAUCUCCCUGGAAGAUGAAUUGGAGACAGUCUGUGCCGAUUAAGGACAAAUUACAACACUCUUCUGUCCUUUUCUGCUUUUGCCCGCCGCGAAAUCUGCUUUGGUGAAUGGGGAUGUAUGUACCUUAUCCUGAGUCAACAGCGCCGCCUGUCGCAGCUACCAUGGGCUGCAAGUUUCAGAGAAGUUCCGUAGCCGUAAACGGGGAGUGAUCGGGAUCCGCGGAUUCGGCUAGUCACACUCUGAGAUAGGAGCAUGAAAAUGUAGGAAAAUAGGGGUCUGUGCAGGAGGGAAGGGGCAGAUUUAAUUUAGAGUAGUCUAAAAGUUCGGCACAACAUCGUGGGCCGAAGAGCCCGAACUGUGCUGUAUGUACUGUGCCCUGUUCAGCACCGCUCGGCACAAAUCCUUGUCGUUUGGGAAAACAACAGUUCACGAGAGUGUUUUUUUUUCUUUCGUUUUAUUUUCAGGAGAAAGUUACGCGUUGCAGAGGGGGGGGGGUAUUACUGCUGUCGGAACAUGUUUGAGAUGGGGUUUCUCAGUUGGAGAAAACGAUAAAAGUAAUGAAAAGUCCGUUUGUAAGGAGAGAAUCAAAGGAUGCACUGUGCUCAAAGUAUGCAGCGAUUUCCUUUGGGCAGGACUGACUGAACCUUAAACCUCACUUCUUAGCGGCGCUGACUUCUGAUACAUGGUUUGCGCUUAUUUGUGUGUGUGUGUGUGUGUGUGUGUGUGUGUGCGUUUGAUGGAAGCAUGAACGGCCAUUCCGUUAAACAUUAGACCCCACUUCUCUCUCUGUCCAAAGAAGGAGCAUUACUGACAGCCCACACACUAUGAAAGGGCACCGAACCUACACAACGCCACACCCGUUGUCAGGGCAUGGAACCAACACUGAAUAAACAGGCAGAGGGAGGAAAAACACUUCAAAACCACAUUUGAACUCAUAAAAUGCCCCUGUGUUCGCGCGGCGCGACUGUCGCUUAAGCCAUUCCUUUCUUAAACUGGACUGUCCCUUCUUGCUGUAAAAUCAAAGCUGCUUUUUCCAGUUGCUUGCUUUUGCAAAUGGCCAUGUAUUAGUAUCAGAUAUCGCCGCACGUUUCCCGCCGGUCUCUCGCACUUUCCAAACUUGAUAGGAUAGUUGACUUUAUUCCUUGUUCUGGCCGACGCGCGAAGCUAUUUAUGACGUCGUGGCUAUUUCCUCUUGGUGGGAAAUGUGUCUUCUUCUUCUUCCUCUGUGAACCCAAAACACCACCACCCGGAGCAACAGACGGACACAGAUCCCAAGAAGCUUUUCCCACAGUGAAGUGAACCUCUGCAGCCUCAACAAUGACUUCUCUGCUGUUACUUGCUCUGCUGUCCGUCUGCUGGGCUGAUUCCCAUUUUAACCUGAACUCUACAGGGUCUAAGUACUUCAGAACGAUCUACAUUGCAGAUAGUGAAUCACGGCUGGGCAUAACGAUAGAUCAACCUAAAGUUAUCUCCUUUCGGGGUAGCAACGCCACUCUGCCCUGCAAGUUCUACUACAAGCCGGUUCCUGCUCGCGGAUUUUUCGGUCCUUUCAAGGUCAGGAUCAAGUGGACCAAACUCACCUCAGAUUACCUCAAGGAAAUUGAUGUCUUUGUUUCAUUGGGAAACAACUGGAAAAGUUUUGGAAAUUAUGAGGGAAGAGUUUUCCUGAAUGACGAUGAUGAGAAUGAUGCCUCUAUAACAAUUACAGAUUUAACUCUGGAGGACUACGGCAAAUACAAAUGUGAAAUCAUUGAGGGGCUCGAUGAUGUCACUGGGACCGUACUGCUGGAUCUCCAAGGGGUGAUAUUCCCAUACUUCCCACGACUAGGUCGCUAUAAUCUGAACUUUAUUGAGGCUCAGAAGGCAUGUCAAGAUCAAGAUGCGAUAAUUGCUUCAUUUGAUCAACUUUAUGAUGCGUGGAGAGGAGGGCUGGACUGGUGUAAUGCAGGUUGGCUGAACGAUGGGUCCGUACAGUACCCCAUCACCAAACCCAGGGAGCCAUGCGGAGGGGAAAACACAGUGCCAGGUAUCCGCAGCUAUGGAUACAGAGACAAGAUGAAGAACAAGUAUGAUGUGUUCUGCUUUACGUCCAACUUCAAUGGUCGAUUCUACUAUCUGAUUUACCGUCGAAAGCUCACCUACGGCGAAGCUGUGCAAGCCUGCAUCAGGGAUGGAUCAAAGAUCGCUAAAGUUGGCCAAAUGUACGCUGCCUGGAAGUUGCUCGGUUACGACCGCUGUGAUGCAGGUUGGCUGGCGGAUGGCAGUGUCCGCUACCCGAUCUCUAGACCCAGGCGUCGAUGCAGUGAAACUGAGGCAGCAGUGCGUUUUGUUGGCUUCCCCGAUAAAAAGCACCAGUUAUAUGGUGUCUACUGCUUCAGAAGCAACUGAUACUUCAUGUUAAAGCUUAGUCGGAGAUGAGUAUUAUUUUACUUCUGCACAUGUGAAAGAUGUACUUUCAAUAAUAUGAACUCAUGUUACCAAAACUGUGAUAAAAAAAGAUUUUUUUCUUACUGUACAAUGCCAUUUUCAUGCAAACUAAAACAUUUUUUCUUUGUUGUAAUGUAUCAUACAAUCAUUAAAUAUUAAAAAUAAUAUAAUUUUAUAGGAAGUUGUACCAAGAUUUAGCACCAAUAUGCUUUAUGUUUAAGUAGCAUUUAGCAAAAGCUACCCUAAACACUGUUCUGACUGUGCCUAAAGGAUUGAAUAUUUGGGAUUGAGUGGGCAUGCCAUAGCUGGACAUUAAGUAUUGUAAUAUCAUUCAAAAUGAGCAUUUCUCAGGCAAUAUUUUAAUGUUUUUGUGAAAAUUUUCAGGAUUCAUCUUGCUUUGUAUGCUCAUUAAAAUUUGGUGCAUUUCUAGUGAUUCAAGAACAUGGACAGAGAUGAUGCAACACUAUUUUCUCCACAAGAAACUAACAGCUUGUCCAAAAUUUAACCCUUUGAUCAGGCUGUCAUUGAUGUUGUGUGCUUUGACAAAACCAUUGAUAGCUAGAACUGUUUCAUGUUGCAGUUAAUGAAUUUACUAGCAAAAUUUUUAUUGUUAAACUUUAAUGCAUGGUGCAAAUUCCCCUGACGCCCCGGGCAAAUUAUCGCGCUGAAUGAUGAAUUGUCGGAGAAACACAGCAGUUUUUUUGCUGCCUUCAUAUCAUUCCACUGAAGGUCACCUGUGUUUCUUUAAACAGAGGACAAGCUGUCUUUGAAGAGGCAUACUGUGUGGGUGUCAGUGAGUGUGUGACAUCACGAAACAGUAUUCGAGUACAGUUAACCAUCCUUUCCAGGUCUGGCUAUGCACAUAUUCUUCCAGCAAAGAUAAACACAUCAAAUAAAGGACAAAUUCUGUCAGUUUCAGUGUGUCAGUAGAUUUUAUAUCAAACAAAAGAAAACCCUUUCCUUGAGGUGACAGACCUUUUUGUGAGGUUUGUUAUCAUUUAUUGAGGAACUCCUGUAAUAAAAAUCAUUGAUAGAAUGCUAUCAUUUUCUCGUUCUGUAGCUGAAGAAAUUACAUAGAUCUUAUUUUAAACAAAUUUUCAUAUUCGUUCAAUAAUAUAUUUAUAAAAGGUAGAAUUGCUCUUAGUUAUAGUUUCUUGCAUUUAGGAAUUAAAACUAUUGUGAGAUUAUUUUUAAAAAUUUAGUUCACUUCCAAACACCUGGUGGCUGUACUUGCUGGCAAAGCCAUGGGUUCAUUGUUAAUUCCCACAAAGGUCAGUGAUUACAAAUGCAUUGCAACCACAAUUUCAGAGCAGGAAAUAAUGCAUGCAAGUUGAAAAAUUGUUUAUAAACAAAAUAAGCACAUUAUUUAGAGCUUAAAAAUAAGGCACAAGACCAUAAAUCCUCUGUGUGGUGGACCAGAAGACACAGCCUCAGAUUAGAGGGGCGUUCUUUUAGAAUGGAGCUGACGAGGGAUUUCUUUAGCCAGAGAGUGGUGAAUUUAUGGAAUUCUUUGCCACAGGCAGCUGUGGAGGCCAAGUCUUUAUGUAUAUUUUAGGCAGAGGUUGAUAGAUUCUUGAUUAGUCAGGGCAUGAAGGGAUAUGGGGAGAAGGCAGGAGACUGGGGCUGAGAGGGAAAAUGGAUCAGCCAUUAUGAAAUGGUGGAGCAGACUCGAAGGGCCAAAUGGCCUAAUUCUGUUUCCAUAUCUCAUGUGCUUAUGAUAAAUCACAUCAAACAAACCUUACAGUUAUAGAAAUUAUAACUGGGUAGUUUUGAAUAUUUUCAUACUUGGACAUUGGUCUCGUGAGAACAUUAUAUUUUAGAUCUUCCCAAACAUGGUGGGCAAUGUUAUCGCCUCACAACUUCAGAGUGGAGCAGUUAGCAGUGCCGGAGACCGGGGUUCAAACCUGACCUUAAGUACCAAGUGUCUCAGUUUGCUCUUCCUCCACUCACAGUGUGGAUUUCCUCUGAGUGCUGUUGUUUUCUCCCAUUUUCUGAAGACAUGGGUCGGCAGAGUAAUUGACCUCUGCAAAUUGGAGAAUGCAUGUUAUGGGAUCAAUGGAGGUUUAGUGUAAAUAGAUUGUUUAAAGUUCAAAAUAAAUUUGGCAAAGUACAUUUAUGUCAUCAUAUACUACCCUGAAAUUAUUAUUACUUGUGGGCAUACAGUAAAUAGAAAGAAAUACAAUGGAAUCAAUGAACAACUGCACAUAACAAAGACAGGCUAUCAAUGUGAAAAAGACAAAUUGUGCAAAUACAAAAAUAUUAUAUUAAUAAAUGAUUAAGUAAUAAUCAUUGAGGAUCAGUUGUAGAGACCUUAAAAGUGAAUCUGUAGGCUGUGAAAUCAGUUCAGUGUUGAGGUGAGUGAAGUAUAAUACUCUGGUUCAGGAGCCUGAUGCUUAAAGGAUAAUAACUGUUGCUGAAUGUGGUUGUGUGGGACCUAAGGCCCCUGUACCUCUUCCCUGGUGACAGCAGCUGAUGGUCCAUGCCAAGGGGCUUGUUUCCUUGACUCUAUCUAUUACUCUUUGUGCUGUUUUGCUGUGACGCCACAUUCUUGAUGUUAACUUCAGUAAUAAAAUACUGGACAUGGCAUCAGUUGAGGUUACAUUCUGAUGGAAAAGCAGUUUCUAGUAGGAAUGAAAUUCUUCAUGGAGACCAUGUGGUCUGCUUACCAGGAAAUCUAGGUCGAGAGAGAGCAAGCAGCCAUGAAUGAAAAUGAGAAGUUGGUGUGGUUAAGUAUAAUAUUUCAUAAGAACUUAAUUGAUUUCUUGAGGAAAUAGAACAAUUGCUGUCCUUCCAAUUGACAGCCUUAUUCAACGUCCAAACUCAAAUCUAAAACUUUGACAAGGACUCACAUAAUUUGGUUCAUAGAACAUGGAAUACAUCGGCACAGUACAGGCCCGUCAGUCCUCAAUGUUGAGCUGACCUUUUAACCUUCUCUAAGGUCAAUCCACCCUUCCCUCCAUUUUUCUAUCCAUGUGCCUAUCUAAGAGUUUCUUAAAUGUUUCUAAUGUAUCUAAUGCUUCUGUAUAUGAAAUAUGAUGAGCUCUUCUGUUUUCCUGUUUGUAUCUGAUUAUUUUUUCUGUUUUUGGUUUUAACUUGUUUCAUUUUUUAGGUUGAAAACAUAGAACAGGCUGUUGAGCCCACAAUUUUGUUCCAAUAUUAUAACCUACUCUAAAAUCUAACCCUUCCCUCCUAGGAAGCCCUCCAUUUUCUUAUCAUCCAUGUGCCUAUCAAAGAAUCUCUUAUCCCUCUUAUGUAUCUGCCUUUACCACCAUUCCUGGCAGGGUAUGCCACACACUCACCACUAUCAGCUCUGACAUUCCCCCACCCCCAUACUUCUCCCCCCCCAAACAGUUUAAAAUUAUGCCCCCUCAUAUUAGCCUUGGUCAUUUCUGCCCUGGAAAAAGUCUCUGGCUGUCCAUUCAAUCAAUGCCUAUCAUCUUGUACACCUGUAUCAUCUCACCUCUCUCCAAAGAGAAGAAGCCCUAACUCGCUCAACCUCUCCUCAUAAAACAUACUCUCUAAUCUAGGCUGCAUACUCGUUAAUCUCGGCACCAUCUCUAAAGUUUCUCCAUGCCCUUCCUAUGAUGAGGUAACCAGAACUGAACACAAUAUUCCAAGUGUGGUCUAAGCAGGGUUUUAUAGAGCUGCAACAUUACCUCACAGCUCUUGGACUCAGUUCCCCAAAUAAUGAAGGCCAACACAUCCUAUGCCUUUCUUAACCACCCUAUAAAUGGACAUGGCAACAUUGAGGGAUCUACAGACAUGGACCCCUAUCUCUCUUUUCUUCCACACUGCUAAGAAUCCUGUGUUCUACCUUCCCCUUCUUCUUCUUUUGUGCCAAUGGUGGCUCGCACCUAUCAGAAAGGCGUGUUACUGCUGCCUGCUGUAAUGGAGUAUAGCAGGAGCCACAGUGGGAAUCAGAUCCUGCCUCCCACACUUGUUUUAACUAAAAAGCUCAUCAAGGCCCUACACAUUUAACUGUCCCUGUCUCAGGUGCCUGAAUAUCCUGCAACCUAGGUGUUCCAGAUAAAAAUUGCUUCAACCAUUACAAUGAAUAUCUGUGGCACACAUGAUCACAUAUUCCACCAUCUAAAGAACCUUACAGAAAUCACAUCACUCAUUCCCAUGCUUACCAACAAGUGCCAAAGUGGAGUACAGACCCAUGUGUUCAAACCUCAGUCUCACCAACCACACAUCAUCCCUCCUAUUGCUUCGCAAAAGGCCCCUGCGCUGGACUGAUGGAAACAAAUUUUAAUCCCACCUCCCUGCCCCUCUCCUAACUUGACCUUCAAUUCAGCCUUCCAAAGUUAAUUACAUUCAAAGAUUUUGUGGUGAUUAUAUUCACAGCUGUCCUUGACAUCACAAAGAGUUUAUUAAUUGGGGUUGAUUCUCUCUGCUGGUAGAAACUAGACUGUUCUUUUGAUUGUCAGACUUUUAUUGCACAAUAUCAUGAGGGCUGUUAAUUUAGAAAGAAUAUGAGUUCUCUAACCCCUUUAGGAAAUGCCAUUUAGCUGGCUCUACCCCCAAUGAGAAGAGUAUGUGUCACUCACUCACCACCCUGUGGUACCUGAAAAUUGCAUCUGAGCCUCCCAAUUAGCAUAGGAUUGAAAUCUAACUGUGCUAAUUAGACAGCUGCCUCAUUCUGGGACAGGAGGAAUGACCUUAAAGAAAUGUGGCCCAUUGAAAACUCAAGGAAGGUGUGAUUCAGAAAGUCAGUAAGUGAUAAAUGUCCUUUCUGUUGAAAAAAAUAGUUAUGUUUAUUACCAGAUUUAUAAUCAGAGAAGUUAUAGGGACAAAAAGCACCUGCUGUCUAAUGUUGAAAAUAUAGGUAAUACUAAAGUGCCAUGUUUGUGGUGAAUGAGAAAUGAAGAAUUGCCUCCUGUGGCUUUGCUUUGUCAAGGUUGUUGUAGAAUUAAUUCAUUUAUAAUACAUGGUUGUGCCUUGAGCUGCCAGAAUCCUAAGCUUUAAUAUCAAUUCCCUAAACCUUUCCACCCCUCUAUAUGACAAUUUGCCUACCUCUUCAGAUAAGCUUUUGAUUACCUGCCCUAAUGUUAGUAUCACUUUUUUUUUAAUAACACUCCUGUGAACUGCCUUCUAUUAUUAAAGGUGCUAUAUACAUGAAAGUAUAUUUAAAAAUGCAUACUAAGUUUUGAUAUCUGGCUUUGGUAAGUGUUAAGUUUUUUUUUCCCAGAAAGGAUAAGAUUUGAUCUAGGGACAUUGUUUCUAGGAUGUGGAAAGGCUUUUUAAGUUGGAUGAAAUUUGUCUUGGACAGGAGUCGGAAUUGAGAAUGCUUGUGUGUUUAAAAUGGUGAUUUCUAGCCUUUUUUAUGCCAUGGACCCUACCUUUACCUGAGGGGUCCAUAGGCCUCAGGUUAGGAACUCUAGGUUAGGUUUAAAAGUUCAUAACGGAGUGAUUUUUGGUCUAUCCUUUGUUAUUUUAAUCAUGUGUAUAGUGAGCUAAUUUGCAUGCUCUAAAGGUCCCGGAGCUUCAGUCUGCAAUUCAAUUAUGUUCUUGAUGCAGUUUCUAUUUACGCUACUGUUUGUGAUCAAUAUGCUUUCCUACUAUGCCGUUGUUAGGCAGUGCAUGUGUUUUUUUAGUUGCAAAAUAUCAUAUACUCUAAACUUCUUUCAGUGAGAUGUUGAAAAUGCUUUGCUUAAGGUCUGCCUGGGAAGUAUUACGUGACUUUACAAAGAUACAUAUCUGUUAAUGCUAAGGUAAAUUUGUUGAAGAACUCAGGAUAGCUAUCUGAAAACAAAACUGCAGGGCAGAAAAAAAAAUGAUGAGUUAUAUAUUUGUGUUACAGCAUUUCUAAUAUAUCAUAUUUCUAUAGCAACAUAGAAAACACAAUAUAAUUGCCUUUAAGUUAGUGAAUAGAGCUGUUACCCACUUUAUUAAUCAAACAACCCAAGGUUUCUAACUAACCAAUGACUCACUUCAGUUAUCUAAAGAACAGAAAGCCAUAUGUAUGAAUCUGUUCAAAAAGAUUUAAAUUAACAGUUGCUUUGAGACUUGGACAGAGAAAGUUAUAAAUUAUAUUAAGGAAUAUAAUGGGGUGUAAGCUACAAAGAAUUGGGUUGAAUUUAUUAUUUGUACAGCAGGUGAUCAUAGAAGCUCUGUGGUUUCAGUAAGUGCCGUAAUUCCUUAGCUCUGUCAGUUUCUGUGAAGUAUACAUAUUAGCUUUCUUAACCUGUUUGAGCAUUGCAUAUGGAUAAGUGAGAGCUUAUUUUCCUAAGCAACGACUGGAACAUAUGCAAUUAAUUCUAAUUUAGAUUUGUUCUUUUAAUGUCUUUGAAACCAUAUUAGUUAUUUUGAGCUGGAGUAAAAGACCUAACAAUGACACCGAUGUUUCCGAAUGAUUCUUUAAGGAUUCUUGUAUCAUUAAUUGAAUGAAAUGUACAGAAUGUGAUUGAAUGCAUGUAUUUAGCCAUAGAUACUAAUCCCUGCAGGGAUCUUCAGAUCAAUAUAGAGUCAAUGCUAUCUUAUAUUCUUUGACAGUUAAGUAUCUCACCUCAAACAUAUCACCCUUUGUCAAAUAUUAAGUUUUCAGUUGUACAUUGAGCAUGCAAAUCAUUCAAAUACAGCUCACCAUUAGCAAGCAAUUUCUACGUUGAUCCUUGUGAACCAAUGACAAGGUGAAAGUUUAUUGCUGAGUCUGUUUAAAAUGGUGUCAAGGUUUGCUGCAUAGGAUGUGCCCACGGGGAAGGAUGCUGGCUCUGUUAUUUUCCUGCUCCAAGAUACUGCAGCGUUUUGUCAAUCUGUGUAAUUUGUAAUUUAACCCUCGGAGACCUGGGUACUUCACUGCAGCUUGUGAAAAACUACAGAAAUCCAGUGUCAUAGAGGGGAAGGGAUUGUAAAUUCAUUUUUUUAAGAAUAUGUGCAUCAAAAAAUUGUUUUACUAUCAGUAAAUUUUGAUUAUGCUCAUGGAUGCAGUGAAGCUUUCAGGACUUGGUGGGCUUUGCGUGAAUAGAAUUUACAAUGUGCUUCUAUGUUUGAAUGCCAUCCUUGCGUCUAUUUGCACUGUACUGCAUUAGUACUAUUAAAGUGUCCUCUAGGAAAUUACUAAAGUACAUUAUCAAAUGAAGCAAUUGAUUUAAUAUAAUGUAAAUUGUAGCAUAACAUGGAAAGUUCGGUAAUAAACCAGAAAGUCAAUAUUUGAAUGGACAUAUGUCAAGUAGAAAAUUAACCCUUUUUUUGCAUUUGUGACAGGAGCACUCCAAUGCUAAU